Carica papaya (papaya) is the source of this 1050-nucleotide messenger RNA. The record is from RefSeq and is a predicted model, not a curated record. Lineage: Eukaryota; Viridiplantae; Streptophyta; Magnoliopsida; Brassicales; Caricaceae.
CAAUUGUGACUUUUUAUUGGAUAGGUGGGCUGCAUUACAAGACUGGUGCCACAGAAAGGAGUACAUCUAAUUAGACAUGCAAUAUAUCGAACAUUGGAGUUAGAAGGACAGUUUGUUUUACUCGGUUCAAGCCCAAUCUCUCAUAUUCAGAGAGAGUUUGAGGGUAUCGCAGACCAUUUUCAAAAACAUGAACACAUUCGGCUGAUACUGAAAUAUGAUGAGUCUCUAUCCCAUUCCAUUUAUGCUGCAUCUGAUAUGUUCAUCAUUCCUUCUGUUUUUGAGCCUUGUGGGCUUACACAGAUGAUAGCAAUGAGGUAUGGUUCUGUACCCAUCGCAAGAAAAACAGGAGGUCUAAAUGACAGUGUAUUUGACGUUGAUGACGAUACAAUACCGCUUCAAUUUCGAAAUGGAUUUACAUUUUUGACUCCUGAUGAACAGGGAUUGAACAGUGCCUUAGAACGAGCAUUUAGCCUCUACAGUAGUAAGCCAGAUAGUUGGCAAGAACUUGUAAAGAAGGAUAUGGAGAUAGACUUUAGUUGGGCUACAUCUGCAUCACAAUAUGAGGAGCUCUAUGCAAAGUCAGUGGCCCGAGCAAGGGCUGCAGCAAAUCGGACUUAACAAUCUUGGUUUGGCAGAAACAGGUGGUUUCCGUGCUGGCCUGUGAUCAUAUAUAAGUUGGUCCUUCUGUGAAUAGCUAGCUAACGAGGAGCGAAUUGCUCAACCUGUUGGUAUCGGCGAGCAUCAGGAUAAUCUCAACAUCAUUAGUCCUGUAGCUAAAAUCUUUGAGUUGUGAAUUUGAUGAAGGACUGAAGCUGCAUUUGUGAAGGUGACAUUCCUUACCACCAUACCAUCUGUUAUUUUUCACUUUUAAAGCACAUCAUACAUAUUUGUAACAAAUAGCUAAUCAUCAUGUCACAGUAUAGCUGUACUGUAUUCUUUUAGUUUUUUUAAAACUCGGUUGCAUGUAUACGCGUGUAAACUGUAGUCUUAUACGGAUCAGUUAAACAAAUAUUGAAUUCUAAGUGUAAAUCUCGGAAAUUUUUAACUAAA